GUUCUUUUUUCUUUUUCAGUCUCUUUGGAACAGAUAGUCACCAUGUUUAGAUAUUAGCAAGCACAUCUGUGCGUGUCGGCAUUCGAAGAUGGCAGAGGGCAGUAACAAUGAAGAGGUGAUUCACUUCAACGGCUUUCACUGCCACCAGGGACAAGACUGGAUCGGUCUCAGAGAUGGACCCAUCACCAUAUCCGACGACUCUGAUGAGGAAGGGGUUCCAAUGCUGGUCACCCCAGCUCCUCAGCAACAUGACGAAGAGGACCUGGAUGAUGAUGUCAUCCUGACGGAAACAAGUAAACCGCAAACAUCACGACCCAAUCUCAUCAAACCAGCUGCCCAGUGGCAAGAUCUCAAAAAUUUGGGAGAAGAAAGGCCUAAAAAGUCUAGAGCAGCCUUUGAAUCAAAUAAGAACAGCUUUUUUUCAGUGUAUAACAGCUCAUUGUUUGAUUCUGGGGCACAGGAUGAUUCUGAGGAUGACUACGGUGAAUUUCUGGAUCUUGGGCCUCCUGGAGUUUCUGAAUUCAUUAAGCCAAGUAGCCAAACAAAAAGAGAACCCAAGCCUGGACCAAGUCAUAACCAAGCAGCAAAUGAUAUGGUCAAACCCAGAUCAGGGCCAAAAAUCAUUAUCUGGGGAGAAAAUAGUCUUCUUUUUCCAGAAGGCAAUCCUUUGCGCACUCGGAACCAGUCAUCUGAAGACUCAGAGACAGAGCUGUUAUCAAACCUCGGAGAAUCAGCUGCCAUCCUAGAUGACCAGACCAUCGAAGACGACUACUGGUUAGACCACCCUUAUUUUCGAUCUUUAAACCAGCAGGCACGUGAGAUAACAAACCAGGUGGUCCCUCAGGAGCGGCAGCCAGCAGGAGAACUGGGCCCACUGUUGUAUCAGCACAAGCGCCCAGGGCUGGCUUUCCCACGGCCAGAGCCCCAGCAGGAUGGGAUUCCGGGCCCCUCUUCUCCUCCUCCUGCCCAACCUCUGGGAGAGCUUGAAGACCAGCAGUUAGCAAUAGAUGACGAAGAACCAGGCCCAGCCUUUCCGCUGCCAGGAUCUCAGGAGCCCAAUUUGGAAAACCUUUGGGGGCAAGAAGCUGCGGAGGUAGAUCAAGAAGUCGUUGCACUAUUAGUGAAAGAAACAGAAGCGAGAUUUCCAGAUGUAGCAAAUGGAUAUAUUGAGGAAAUAAUUCAUUUGAAGAAUUAUUAUGAUUUGAAUGUACUUUGUAAUUUUCUUCUGGAAAAUCCAGAUUAUCCAAAGAGAGAAGAUCGAGUCAUUAUCAACCCCAGUAGCAGCCUGCUUGCCAGCCAAGAUGAGACAAAGUUGCCUAAGGUAGACUUUUUUGACUACUCUAAGUUGGCUCCUCUUGACCAGCGCUGCUUCAUCCAAGCUGCCGAUCUCCUGAUGGCCGACUUCAAAAUGCUCAGCAGUCAGGACAUCAAGUGGGCCCUGCACGAGCUCAAAGGACACUAUGCAAUCACCCGAAAGGCCUUUUCUGAUGCCAUUAAAAAAUGGCAAGAGCUAUCGCCAGAAACCAGUGGAAAAAGAAAAAAGAGAAAAGAAAUGAAUCAGUAUUCUUACAUAGAUUUCAAAUUUGAACAAGGUGACAUAAAAAUAGAAAAGAGGAUGUUCUUUCUGGAAAAUAAGCGGCGACAUUGUAGGUCCUAUGACCGGCAUGCCCUCCUUCCAGCUGUGCAGCAAGAGCAGGAGUUCUAUGAACAGAAAAUCAAAGAGAUGGCAGAGCAUGAAGAUUUUUUGCUUGCUCUGCAGAUGAAUGAAGAACAAUAUCAAAAGGAUGGCCAGCUGAUUGAGUGCCGCUGCUGCUACGGGGAAUUCCCAUUCGAGGAGCUGACGCAGUGUGCAGAUGCUCACUUGUUCUGCAAAGAGUGUCUCAUCAGAUACGCGCAGGAGGCCGUCUUUGGAUCUGGAAAGGCAGAGCUCAGCUGCAUGGAAGGCAGCUGCACGUGCUCAUUCCCGACCAGUGAGCUGGAGAAGGUGCUUCCGCAGACCAUCCUGUACAGGUACUACGAGCGGAAAGCCGAAGAGGAAGUCGCCGCCGCCUAUGCCGAUGAGCUGGUCAGGUGCCCCUCUUGUAGCUUUCCUGCUCUGCUGGACAGUGACGUGAAGAGGUUCAGUUGUCCCAAUCCGCGCUGCCGAAAGGAAACCUGUAGGAAGUGUCAGGGACUCUGGAAGGAGCACAAUGGCCUCACCUGUGAGGAGCUGGCUGAAAAAGAUGACAUCAAGUACCGAACAUCUAUUGAAGAAAAAAUGACUGCCGCCCGCAUUAGAAAAUGCCACAAAUGCGGGACCGGCCUCAUCAAAUCUGAAGGCUGCAACCGCAUGUCCUGCCGCUGCGGCGCCCAAAUGUGCUACCUCUGUCGAGUAUCCAUCAACGGGUAUGACCACUUCUGCCAGCACCCGCGCUCUCCGGGAGCCCCCUGCCAGGAGUGUUCGAGAUGUUCUCUCUGGACUGACCCCACGGAAGAUGAUGAGAAGCUAAUUGAAGAAAUCCAGAAGGAGGCCGAAGAAGAACAGAAAAGAAAGAAUGGAGAAAACACCUUUAAACGCAUCGGGCCCCCCUUGGAGAAGCCCCCAGAGAAAGUGCAGAGAGUGGAAGCCCUGCCGAGGCCCGUCCCGCAGAACCUGCACCAGCCGCAGAUGCCCCCCUACGCCUUCGUGCACCCACCCUUCCCCCUGCCGCCCGUCCGGCCCGUGUUCAACAACUUCCCCCUGAACAUGGGCCCCAUCCCCGCACCCUACGUGCCGCCUCUUCCCAACGUGCGGGUCAACUACGACUUCGCCCCUGUCCACCUGCCCCUGGAGCACAACCUGCCCAUGCACUUUGGCCCCCAGCCACGGCAUCGCUUCUGAUGCCUGGGCCCUGCCCCUCCUGGAGCCCCGCAGCGGGGCGGCUGGGUCCUCUGCCCCCAGCCAGCGGGUCUGCCGUGCCUUCCUAGGAGGGGUGCCGGGCUCGGCUCCUGAAAGGACAGGCUGCUCUUCCCACUUCCCCCCGGGAAGCGCCUCUGCCCCUUAGAGUCGCCAGCAGGCUAGCUGGGCCAGAGGGGGCGCAGCACCCACUUCCUCAUGAGUUCUGCCACCCCAGCUGCCAUUCCAGUGGCCCUGGCCACGAGGCAACCCAUCUCUGUUCUGUCACCCGUGUUCCUGCAGGAGACGAGGGGAAUGUUUGCCUCCCACCCCUCUCCAGCAGACAGAAUUCUCUCAGUUCAAACCAUGUAGGCCUUCCUGUGCAGCGCCGCUGGUCCCCAGCAAAGCCCAAGUGACGAGUGGAGCCGUCGGGGGGGCGGAGCGGUGGGAGCCGUGUAGCGAAGGCCGGGUCUCCUGCUGCCUCGAGCUGCUGACCCGAGUGAGGUGGCAGAGCGGUGUCCACAGGCCCGGGAGCACCACUCAGGGUGGGGAAGCUGCAGACCGUGUCCCCUACGUCUAGAACCCCGGUGACCGUUGGGUCUCUCUCUCCUUUUGUCCACUCAGAUGAGACCACAGAGAGACCAUCUCGUGCUAUAGGUUCUGUUUUGUAGUUUAAGGAAAUGUUUGCUGUUUACUCGCUUUGACCUUACCUAGUUUUCCGUGGCCCACCAGAUUCUCCCUCAUGGAAGGUCAGAGAAACUCGUUCUCCCAGGUCAGGCCGCCUGUGCGGUCUGCGUGGUCCUGAAGCUUCAGCCAAAGGAGAUCUCUUUGAGGCAGCAGUAACGGGCCUGGUGGCUCUCCCGGGCAGCCCAGCUACUGGAGAGCCUUCUCUGCUACCAACCAGGCAGUGAACAGCUCCCCUAGGUUUGGGGCAAUGGGUGUCCCCAGGGGCCAGGUGACCCAGGUUGUGCCCACCCGAGAUCUACCCGGCCGGUCGUUGCUCUGCGGCCCAGCAGCUGCUCCCCUGAGGGUGGGCAAGUCCGCACGGGGUCCCUUCUGUGUUCCCGCUCCCUUUUCCUGUCCAGCCCCCGCCCAGGGUUUGAGCCACCCACUGUGCGGUACGUCACACGCCAGGCUGUGCAGAGCUAAGGCCUCGGCUGAGGCCAAGCCUGUCUGGCUCCCCAUGUAAGUGCGUCCAUGUUGCUGUGCCUCUGGCGGCGGUGGGGUUCCCACAAGCACGUAGUGCGCCCACACACCAGAGGAGGAUGAGCUUCUGGCCAGUCGCAGACACCGUCCCACCCUCUGCACCACCCAGACCUGCUCCCCGCUGUUGGGACUGAGCGUUGCUAGGUGCCGUCCCCGCUGCCGUUGGCUUCUUGGUUGUAUUUCAAGGAAUAAAAUGGGGUAAAUCUGCUAAGGUGCCCUUUCUUGCUGCUUUUCCUCCGGGUGAGGGCUUUGCAGUAGGCGGUCGUCGGGGCACAGGGUGGGGCCGGUGAGGACAGGCCUGCGCCAGGUCUCCACUGCCGGGACCUCUCCCUGGGGGGCUGUCUGCACCUCACUGCCAGCCUGAAUGGCAGUGCCUUGGGAGAGCCCUGAUGGGGCACACUGCGGGCGCAGUGACAGGUACCUUCAAAGCAUGUCACCCGUGCUUCCCCCAGGGGAAGGUCUCAGAUCAGUGAGCGCCAGCAGACAUCCCACCAGAUGGGGAGGGCGACCUCAGGCACUGUCCUGGCCCACUGGUGACAGCGCUUGUCCUGGCCCCCAGGCCACACCCUGAACCUCCUAGGCUGCCUGAGCCAAUUUGUUCCCCUCUGCCCCACAGCCCCGGGCCUGUGCCUCCAGGGCCCGGGCAGCUGCGCGGACAGACCCUGAACGAUGGCUUGCACCAUCCUUGCCAUAGCGAGGGACUUGGCGUGCAAGGGUGUCCUUGGCACGGGAGGGAGGGGUCCAGAAUAAUGGUUCCCCCUAAGGCCAAAUGGAGGACUUCACCUUUGAGCAGAGUUCCGACUGUUUCUAGGCCCACACACUGCUCGAGAGCCACCCCUGCCUUUCUGAACCGCGGCACCUGGUUCCUGACGUCCCCGUGCGGGUCAGGGCUCGCGGUAUGGCUCAGUCGCUGCUCUGGAGAAGUUCACUGCCAUCAGUUGUGUCCCUACAUGAUCCUCUAGACACCUCAGUGUCCCAGAGGCAGGACCUGCACACCUGGCACCUCAACCAUUCAGCACUAGUGAUGGGGUUUGGUGGCGAGACGGGGCCACAGUCAUCUGACAAGCCAGCAAGUGACUGCAAGAUGCAAAUAACAGGAAAUCCAGAGAGAUCAGAGUCUAAGGGACAAAGCAGGAGUCCCGGAGACAGAGGUGGCCUGGCACCUUCCCUUCUGGGCCUCUGUGCUUCCUCCCCGGAGCAAGACGGCCCAGUGACAGUCCCAUUCCACUUGCCUUAAAACUGGAAAAAGGAAUCUAGUAUUUGCACUUAGCAAAAGAUUUUAAAACUUAAAAAGUGCAUGACCUGUCACUUUGUAUAAAAAUAGCAAAAAUUAUUAAAUUUGUUCUUUACCUUCUGGUAGUAAAAAUACAUAAAAUAAUUGUUUCGACUACUGUGUGUAAAAAGCCUGUAUCAUGUACCUUGGACUUUUUGUAAAUAAACGUUUGUGUGCCCUGUC
Pteropus alecto (black flying fox) is the source of this 5516-nucleotide messenger RNA. It is a transcript of the gene RNF216, whose product is annotated as ring finger protein 216. The record is from RefSeq and is a predicted model, not a curated record. The coding region runs from base 89 to 2860 and encodes 923 amino acids. The transcript is spliced from 16 exons. Lineage: Eukaryota; Metazoa; Chordata; Mammalia; Chiroptera; Pteropodidae. Gene Ontology annotation, molecular function: zinc ion binding.